Molecule: messenger RNA, 4174 nt
Organism: Struthio camelus australis
Lineage: Eukaryota; Metazoa; Chordata; Aves; Struthioniformes; Struthionidae
Source: RefSeq, a predicted model, not a curated record
GGCGGCUGCGGCCUGCCGGUAACCCGCAAGUGAUUGGGAAUCCCAAAAGACAACAGUUUCUCUUUUAAGAGAUCUCAGAAAGACGCCAGGAUGCCACAUCGCACCAUUCAUCUUUUCCGCAAGGGACUUCGGCUUCAUGACAACCCAACGCUGCUGGCUGCGCUGGAGUCCUCAGAGGUUGUGUACCCUGUCUACAUCCUGGAUAGAAAAUUCAUGACGUCGGUGAUGAACGUAGGGGCUCUGCGUUGGCAUUUUCUGCUGCAAUCCCUGGAGGAUCUGCAAAAAAACUUGCUACAGCUGGACUCUUGCUUACUGAUUAUUCAAGGAGAGUACGAGUCUGUUCUUCGAGAUCAUGUCAAAAAGUGGAACAUCACACAAGUGACUCUGGAUGCGGAGAUGGAACCAUUUUACAAAGAGAUGGAGGCCAACAUACGAAGUCUGGGAGAAGAGUUGGGGUUUGAAGUGCUUUCUUUGAUCGGCCACAGUCUUUAUGAUACCAAACGGAUUUUGGACCUGAACGGUGGGACUCCCCCAUUAACAUACAAGAGGUUUCUUCACAUUCUGUCUCUGCUUGGGGACCCUGAGGUGCCUGUCCGAAACCUUACAGCUGAAGACUUCCAGAGAUGUAGGCCCCCUGAUCUGUGCCUGGCUGAGUGUUACAGGGUGCCUCUCCCCGUGGAUUUGAAGAUCCCCCCAGAGAACCUCUCCCCCUGGAAAGGAGGGGAAACUGAAGGGCUGCAGCGCCUGGAGCAACACUUGAUGAACCAGGGCUGGGUGGCAAGUUUUACUAAACCAAGAACAAUUCCAAAUUCGCUGCUUCCAAGCACCACAGGCCUGAGCCCAUAUUUCAGUUUGGGAUGUCUGUCAGUUCGCACCUUUUUUUAUAGAUUGUCAAACAUUUAUGCUCAGUCCAAACACCACUCUCUGCCCCCGGUGUCGCUCCAAGGGCAGCUUCUGUGGAGGGAAUUCUUCUACACGGUGGCAUCAGCAACACCAAACUUCACCAAAAUGGCUGGGAACCCCAUCUGCCUUCAGAUCAAUUGGUACGAGGAUGCAGAGAGGCUCCACAAAUGGAAAACGGCUCAGACGGGGUUUCCGUGGAUUGACGCGAUUAUGACCCAGCUCCGCCAGGAAGGCUGGAUUCACCAUCUUGCUCGGCACGCUGCUGCCUGCUUCCUGACGCGGGGGGACCUUUGGAUCAGCUGGGAAGAGGGCAUGAAGGUGUUUGAAGAGAUGCUUUUAGAUGCUGACUACAGCAUCAAUGCAGGGAACUGGAUGUGGCUAUCGGCCAGCGCGUUCUUCCACCAGUACACACGCAUCUUCUGUCCCGUCCGUUUUGGGAAACGCACAGACCCUGAGGGGCAGUACAUCCGGAAGUACCUGCCUAUACUAAAGAACUUUCCUUCCAAGUACAUCUAUGAGCCCUGGAUAGCAUCUGAAGAGGAGCAGAAGCAAGCAGGAUGUAUCAUAGGUCAAGAUUACCCCUUCCCAAUGGUGAACCACAAGGAAGCCAGCGAUCACAACCUGCAGCUGAUGAAACAGGUCAGAGAGGAGCAGUACAGAACAGCUCAGCUCACGAGAGAUGAUGCAGAUGAUCCAAUGGAAAUGAAGAUAAAGCGUGACCACUCUGAAGAAAACGUAAAGAAAGGAAAAAUGGCCAGGACCGCAGAACAAACCUAGAUCCUGUCAGGGAUUACCUUCUGGGAACUGAAGAAUAGCAAAUGGGGAGAGCCCGAGGCCAGUUCAGGAAACUCGUGUAUAGUAUCCAGUUGACCUGGACUAACUGUACUCAUACUUGGCCCUGCAAAUGGUAUUUCUUGUCUGCAAACUGACCCCCAACAGAACAGUUCUUUAUCUUGAAUGUCUUUGUUAGUGCGGUUAUUCUGAAUGAAAUUGUUUGCCUGUAAAUGGCAUUUGUUGCAUAUGUUAGAUAAAUUCAAGUGGUAACUGGUUUUGAUAGGACAUGUUGCUAUAGCAUCAUUCAAAUCCAGUUGAUGUUCAUGCAUCUGUAUAAAUAGUUGGAAAGACUAAUAUUUAGCAUUACAAAGUGCCAGAUGAAUGCCAGUUCAAGAAUAUAUGCACAUUAAUGUUUUCACAUACUAGUGUUAAAGGUAUGAUUUCACUGUCUUGCAUAGACAGAUUUAGGGAUUUUCAGAUUUGGUUCUUUAAUUUCACCCAGUUUGUGCACACAGCAGCCUGUUAUGAGAUUGUGUGUAGUGCCCAUGACUCAAAUAGGAUUUGUCGUGUACUCUAAGGGCAAGGUUGCAGAGUAUCUUGCUGAAUUAGGACUGAUGUACAACUUCUUUCACCAUCUUUAGAUGACCCUGCUUGAGCAGGGGGGGUUGGACUAGAUGAUCUCCAGAGGUCCCUUCCAACCUUGGCUAUUCUGUGAUAACUGUCCUUCCUGGCUAGUUUCUCUAGAACUAUAGGAUAGUUACAUGUCUUACAUGAACAAAAUAGUAAACAUCUACUAUUUCAUUGAAAUGUCUUAUUGUGAAGUUUCACAAGAGUGAUUAUCUUUGUUACGACUGGGGUUUUGGUGGGGGAGGGGAGAAGGGUGGCUUUUUAAUCAGUGUGUGAUACUAUUUUUGCUUUUACAAGAAAUAAAAAUGGUUUCUGACGUGAAAAAAUAAAGGUGUCUGGAGCAAUCCAUUGUCACAAUUGGCAUCCAUCUGUCCUCUUUGGAAACCUGGAAGCAAGACAACUCCAGUAGCAAUCCCAUGCGUCUAGAGUGAAAGGGUCCAUGGACCCAGUGUAGAAGCAGCACAUGGCCCAUGUGAGCCAGGAGGUGGCCAAGCACUGCUCCUACCAGCUCAUUUUCCAGUGUUGCUGAUGAACUGCAGGACCUGUCAGAGAAAAGCACAAUGGCAGCAGAGUGGCGCUGCCUGCUGCUUUUGCAAUAAACGUAAAAGUGGCAAGAACUGUCACCUGGAUCUGAGACGCUGGUUGUGUCCUCCCUGCUGUGUCAAGUCUGCAUCGAGCUGCUGGAGGUGCUGAUGUUGUUGGCAUUUUAGCUCCUCUACAGCAAACCUCAUGAUUGCAAUGAUGACAGAAAGAAAGGCAGCUACCCAGCCCCGUGAUGUGAGGAAGAAGGCCAAAGCAGUACAUAUUACUUUGGGGAAGGUGACUGCUGCUCUACCUGCUGGCAUCCGUAAUCUGGGAGGUUAAUUGGGUUCCUUACAGUGUGAAAUGGAAUUUGUUGCAUCAGUAGCUGCAGUGCUGUAGCCCAGUGCAGGUGACCUCAGGAAUGCAGAGCUGACUGUUGCCUCACAUUUUAAGGCAUAGUCAUUGCUUUCAAGUCCAAAAUGGGCUGGCCUUUGGUUACCUAAAUCAUCACUUCCUUGGAGACCUUUUUGUUGCUUGAGGCUUCACCAUGAGUCCUAGGAAUUGUCUCGUACAGCAAAAGACAGAGCCAUCAGCAGCAGCUGACUGCCUUUUGGUGUUCAGCAUUGCCACUAACCCUGUGACCCAGGAGAUGAUUUUGUGGAUGCUUAUGGGACAUGAACUGCAUGCAGGCACAGGCGCAUCUUCCUGUGGGGAGAGACUCCUAACCGAGCAGGUGGCACGAGUCAGCCAGGAGGUUCAAGCUUUCUUUGGGGUUCCUUCUGUUGCAAAGCAGCUGCACAGAAAACAUAUGCCUGAUCUCACUCAACAGUUAGCCCUGGUCUUUGGUUGGAAAGAAUAGAGUUCGCGUCCGCUUAGAGGCAGGAGUAGGAGCAAAGUUUUGAGCAGGAAGCUGCAAGGGAAAUUGAGUUCUUCGACAUCUGCUUCUGGGUAACAAGGUAGCAAUGGUUUCAGAAGUUCCUGUGAAAAGGAAGGGCCAAUGUCUAGUUAAUGACCACCUCUGCUCAUGGCAAAAAGACUCUUAGUAAAAAUGAAUUUCCCAACAGAAAUGUUUGUCGGUGCAUCCUCUUCUCUGUUGGGAAUCUAACCUGACUUACAGUAUUUGCAUGUGGAACUGGUCAGUUUUUAAGCCAGCCAAAUGCAUCUGGGAUUUCUGCUGAUGAAGGUUUCUGACAUCAAGGGCAUGGAGACAAGUGAUGGCAUCUUGGCUGUGCCUGUCUAGUGUGACGCAUAGCUACUCUAACUUGGUGGUGGCAGUAUCUCAAUCUAGCUUUUGUUAAGUGCAUUUAAUACAGUAGAGAGAGGUGCUUUAAACUGUUGCUGAUAGAUA